AUGGCCGUCCGUCCAGAGCGCGUUGAGGACUGGUUCCAUCUGGCCCCAGGCCUGCUUUCUCAGGAUGGCUGGGAGACCAGCUUGGCGCGGCCUUUGUCGACCCUCUCGCACUGUGUGAGCCCUUGGGGUGGCCACCUCAUCAAAUUUUCCUACCAGGAUAUCACCAUCGCCGAUGCUCCGGAGAACACGGCAGGUGUGCUGGUCAGGCCGGAAGUGCGAGCAUGGUCACAAAGCGAAAACCGAAGCCCGGGUUCGAGUUUCGAAGUCUUGAACCAGCUGGCCCCGGGAGAUGCUGUUGUGAAGCGCUGGGCCUCUUGGCGGUUGCUCCGGCUUUGCAGCGUCCUUUUCGGGGAUCUUGCUGGCCACUUCAUGAACUAUUUCUUUUACGACCCGGCGAAGCAGACCGAAUUGCAUCAGAGAGUGAGACGAGACUACCCAGAGCGGGGCGACAGUGCUUGCGCAUUCUUCGAUCAGACUGAGCCACUGGAAGGACUCUUGGUGUGUCGUCCUCAAGGGGAUCCAGAGAAGUUUGUGGUGAACUGCGUGCUUCGUGUGCCAGAAGACAAGUUUGCCAACUGGGCGAAGAUCCACUACAUGAUGUUGUUGGAGUCGGGCCGCCGCACAGCGCAGUGGUUCUUGAAUCGUCCAGGGAUUUCGGAGAUGCGAUCCAUGGACGAGCAGUUCUAUGUUGUCCUGGCCAUUCAAAGUUUCAAGAGGGGUAUGCCCCAGCUUCCAGUGCAGAUUCCAAGCCCGGGGGAUGCUGUCACGCGCAUUGAUGCCGGCCAACGCAUGGGACUCACCACUUGGGUUCGCUAUCACCCAGGUAUGACGGGCAGCAGCAAGUUCUACCUGUCGGACUACAUCCAGCUGUUUCUGGAGAACAUUGGUGCGAGUGCUCAGACAUACAACUUACUCGAUGGUCGCCAGCUCGUUCCGUAUCAAUGCGUGGUGGCUCGGGAGGAGUGGAACUCUGUGCGUGCUCACUUCUUUGAAGCCUUCACUCUACAAAAGACGGCCUACCGCCGUGCCAACGGGGGAUCCACCGCACCGGGGGUGCACGAGGGUGUAGAGCCUCGCUUCUUGCCCGAUGCGGAUUUGGCUCUCCUGAGGGAGCGCAUAAAGUUUGCACAGCAGCAACCCAAGAUCGUCGUGCGGAAUACCUUCGUUGAGAUGGAUGAGGCGACCAAAGACGACUUCACACCUGCGGGUGGAUUGCUCCGUACUUGUGGCGUGAAGAAGCCUUACGAAGCCUCCCUGUCCUGGCAAGGUCUUACAGGUGGGAAUCGGGUGGCCGGGGCAAGACCCACAUCUCGUGAGCAGAUCCUGAAAUACCUUGCCCAGACCUUGGCGGCUUGUCCUGCUAGGCCGCAGCUUACCAUGGGUCUGGGUGAAGGGGCUCCGAAGGAGAAGUCAGCGGGACUUGUGAAGGACAAUGAAGAGCUGCAAAGGGCAGCCGAGGAGACGCUGCAAGGCCAGCGGCAGGUGAGUGAUGCGGAAACAACGGAACUUGAAUCUCAGGUUGAUGCAUUGUUGUGCCUGAAGAGGCAACUCUACCAGCGAAUUCAAGCACUGGAGCAGGAGCGGCCCCGUCUCCACAACGAGUGUGCAAGCAAGUCCUUAGACCUGAAGUGGCUCGGCUCGACCGAUGCAGGUGCGCCGGCCACGCAGCUGGGCGUCCAGGUGAUGCCUCCGUUUUUGCCGGCACUGGCCUUCGAUGAGACGAGCGCCUUGGUGGCAGCAGGAAGUGGCGGCCAAGGCCUGCCGAGCAUCAAUGUCUAUCGCUGUCUACAUGGAUCCUGCUUUGCAACAGCUUCAAUGCCGGCAGAAGCUGCCGGGGCAGAAGAUAUUUCAGCGGUGCCAGCGUGCAGCUUUCUGCGGGGCGGUUUCGGCUUCGUUCUGGCAGCUGUGACACAGGCCGGCAAUGUUUUCCUCUUCGAUCUGCGCAAAGCUCGCAGUCAAGGCGACACAAUCGAUGCCUCGCACGAGACGGGGCUGCUUUCUGGGGCGCCUUUUUCCAUGCUGUGUCCUCACAAUUCGGAGGACGGCAUGUUUCUGCUGGGCGCACGGGGGUCACUCAAGAUCCUGCAGGUUCGAGAAACUGGCGGAGACGUACUAAGCUGCGUCGUGCUUGCUGAGAUUGUUUUGGGGGCAGGCGAAGUCCCCGUUUGGCUGAGAGAAGGUGCCACAGCCGACGACCAUGAAGAGGGCACCAGGUCGUGUUCUGGUGAACAGAACGACAGUGAUCCAUUGGUUCUGGCGGCAGCUGCGGCAGGCUGCCGCGUACAAGGCCUUGCCGCUCUGGGACUUCGCGGAACUGCGGCGCUCGCGGUUUCAACAGAGUCUUUGUACGCUCUCCUUGGUCACCAGCACCGCGCAGAGCGUGUUUGCGCCGUACCUGCGCUUGGAGCUGCUGCAGCUUGUGUCGACGCCCAAGGCGGGCUCCUGGCUGUUUGUGCCUUUGCCUUCGAAUCUGGCGGCGAAGUUUUGAGGUUGAACUGGUCGGAAGAACUGCGCCUACGACCCGAGGACCAGGAGCUCGCGGGAAUGGGGGAAAGCUUGUCCGCGAUGCUGCAGGAACCUGCCGAACAGGACGCCGCCUUCGCAGACCCUCCCAUGUGCUCUGUCGUGCCGUUGGGCCCCAUACCUCCAGACUCAGUGCUCGGGCGUGCUCUUGCUCAGGGCGGCAGUACGAGGCGCGCGGGAAGCAUGCCGCAGCGCACCCGUAGCAACCGGUCCGUGAAUGCAAUGAACCAGCCGGUGACCUUCCACAAGAAGGUGAAAUCUGCGGGAUACGGUCCCCCGACGGAGCCUCCGCGGGUGCUCGGGAAGCCACGGCUGAACGCCAGACCUCUUCCGUCGAAGCCCGACUUCGGGCCCCCAAAGCCCGGUCAGAGGCCAAGCCGCCCGCGAUCCAGCUCCGGCCAGGGGCCUGGCCCUUCCGGCAGCCGUGCGCUGGCCCCAGGUGGUCCACCACUGGAACAUUGUCCUGAAAUGGCAAUUUCCGCAUGUGAGGGUUACGCCGUCACUGACAUUUGCUUCUCCCCUCAGGCCUCCCACUUGAUGGUUGUAGGCAGCGACCGAACG
Symbiodinium sp. CCMP2456 is the source of this 3084-nucleotide messenger RNA. The record is from the annotation of a GenBank genome assembly. Lineage: Eukaryota; Dinophyceae; Suessiales; Symbiodiniaceae.